Molecule: messenger RNA, 133 nt
Organism: Racocetra persica
Lineage: Eukaryota; Fungi; Glomeromycota; Glomeromycetes; Diversisporales; Gigasporaceae
Source: the annotation of a GenBank genome assembly
GGCAUCUUCAUCCCAGAGGUUUGCAUGCCUCGAUCUUCGUUCGUUAGAUAAAUCUUGCUCACGUGCUUAUCAUAAAUCUCCAGAAGAGUUUACACUGGAGUUUGACUUAUUCACUUGCAAAAGAGACGUUUAA